UAACACUUGACGCUUGGGGACAGUAGCCGCGGUCACAGGCUCUCUCAGCUGCUUCAGACCCUCGCCACCUCAGCAGCAGCAGCACAAGCAGCAGUAGCGGUAGAGGACAGAAGACUGAAAGAUAGGCAGUCUCUUUCUCUCAGCUAGGCCAUAGUCAUUGUUGUAGUCUUGAUCGAUGAGUCUGUCCGGAAACAGCGGUUCUCCGCCAACUCUUUCUCAGGGUUCGGGAGCCGGAAGAUGGCAUUGUCCUCCGCCGGAGGGUCGUCAAUGCGCUCCAGCUUCGGGAGCAGAAUGGGCAUUGGGGUCGGAGGAGGAGGCGCUAGUCUCGGAUUCGGGAAGGGCUUUGGAGACGGUGGAGGAGGAGUGUUCAGGAUGUCAUCCUCCAGCCACAUGGCAGGUCUGGGGAGUGGGAUGAGCACCGGCGGCAGUGGGAUGUCCGGUGGCGGUGGAGGUGGUGGAGGAGGAGGUUUCGGGUACGGUGGAGGUGUUGAGGACACGUCCCUCGGGUUCGCCAGUAACGAGAAGCAGCACAUGCACAACCUGAACGACCGCCUGGCAACCUACAUGGAGAAGGUUCGCCAGCUGGAGGCCACCAACCACCAGCUGGAGGAGAAGCUGAAGACCUUCACCUUCAACAAGGUGGAGGCGCACGACCUGACCAUCUACGACGCAACACUCAAACCACUCAUGGAGCAGCUCAUGGGUUUCCUGAUACAGAACAAUCAGAUUGCUGUGGAGAUCGACAACGCCAAGCUGACUGCUGACGACUUCAGAGUCAAGUGGGAGAAUGAGCUGUCUUUGCGCCAGUGUGUGGAGGGGACAUCGGGGUCUGAGGAACCUGCAGCGGGAGUUUGAGAUGAACAUCACAGCCAUGAUGCAGGACCUGCAGGG
Messenger RNA from Oncorhynchus keta (chum salmon), 891 nucleotides. RefSeq names its product keratin, type I cytoskeletal 13-like. The record is from RefSeq and is a predicted model, not a curated record. The coding region runs from base 238 to 855 and encodes 205 amino acids. The transcript has 3 exons. Lineage: Eukaryota; Metazoa; Chordata; Actinopteri; Salmoniformes; Salmonidae. Gene Ontology annotation, molecular function: structural molecule activity.